This is a messenger RNA of Angiostrongylus costaricensis, 678 nucleotides long. The record is from the annotation of a GenBank genome assembly. NCBI's taxonomy places the organism in Eukaryota, Metazoa, Nematoda, Chromadorea, Rhabditida, Metastrongylidae.
AUGACUCGCGGUGGCCUACCGGUGUAUCGAGCCGGUGCUGCUAUCCUCCUAGACAAGUCUGGUACCAAUUUGCUCACCCCGAAGGGUUCAUCCUUGUCCGCCUCCUAUAAAGCCUCCCAACUGGGCGUUGCUUACCGCUUGUCCGGCUUCGACAAAGAGAACGACAUGAUCACAUUCUUAGUUCUGCUAUUGGUUGAAGUGUCAUUAGCCUGUAUUGGUGGCGGUCCUCCUGGUGGUGGUGCAUGUUGUGCACCAACCAUAUGGUCUUGUUCAGCGCCAUGUCAACCGAGGCCAGCACCAGUUCUACCACCAAUUCCGCCUCCUCCUCCACCUCCACCAAUACCUCCACCACGGCAACCGCAACCAGUUCCACUACCUCCAUUUCCAUAUCAGCCUCGAUAUGUUUACGCUAAGGUACUACCACCACAGCCAUCACCUUACGGGAGCUUACCACUACAGUUUGUACCACAGCCACCGCCUUCACCAAAGUUUGGAGGGAAGAAAUGCAUCAAUAUGAUCUGGCCAAAGUCACUAUCAGCCAAUGUUUUUCUUCCGAACGAUUUCAAGCGUGGUAAACUUGAUGUUGGAAGAGUGUCAUUUGAUUUAGUCAUUAACAACGAUGAAUCGGAAUCGCCUGGAAGUUCGGAUCGUAUGCAUCUGAUCCGAUCUUAUAAAUGA